AUGUUUCCGCACCGCGGCGUGCUCGUUGUCGGUUUUCUCGUGGCUUGCGGCUCGGCCUGCCACGCCCAGCUGCUGCUGGGCGCAGGGAGGGCCGGCUGCCCCAAGCCCAAGGCUCUGAGUGCCGCCGCCACCAGCGACACGGCCGUCUCCCUGACUUGGCAGGCGGGCGACGGUGGCAGCCCCGCGACCUGCGGCGGCUACCUCAUCGCCAUCUUCAAGGACGGCCAGCCAGCCGGGUCCGGGAAGAGCUUUGCAAGCAGCGUCCCUGCCGCCAUCAUCAGCGGGCUCUCCCGGGGCGCCACCUACACCGUGCAAGUGCGGGCGCUGAGCCGCCUGGGCCUCGCCGCCAGCGAGCCCGCCCAGCUGACCGGCGUCGCCACCUCCGUGCCCUCCCCUGCGGCCUCCUCGGCCGCCGCCGGCGCCUCGGGCAGCGCUGCCGAAGACGCGUGGGCGUGCGUGGCGGCCCAGGGCUACCCCGUGUGCGCCGCAGGGUCUGCCGGCCUGUGCACUCCCAUCACCUGCGCAGAAAUGGCCCGCCUGGGGCGCUGCGCCGCCCCCUACAUCCGGGUUCAGGACUGGCAGCGCCGCACGCUGACCCAGCACUGCGCCGCAGAGUGCGGCGGGUGCGCGGGCAGGGCGGUGCCGCGCCUGGCCGACAGCAUGGCGCCGCCCCAGGCUUACUGCUGCGCUUUCAACACCGGCGCCUACUUUGCCGGGCCGGGCGGCGCGGCGGUGGCCGCCAAGUAG
Messenger RNA from Chlorella variabilis, 747 nucleotides. RefSeq lists its product as hypothetical. Gene Ontology annotation, molecular function: protein binding. Bases 1 to 747 code for a protein of 248 amino acids. The transcript has 3 exons. The record is from RefSeq and is a predicted model, not a curated record. Lineage: Eukaryota; Viridiplantae; Chlorophyta; Trebouxiophyceae; Chlorellales; Chlorellaceae.